Molecule: messenger RNA, 1593 nt
Organism: Aureobasidium namibiae CBS 147.97
Lineage: Eukaryota; Fungi; Ascomycota; Dothideomycetes; Dothideales; Saccotheciaceae
Product: major facilitator superfamily transporter
Exons: 4
Coding region: 1-1593 (530 amino acids)
Biological process (GO): transmembrane transport
Molecular function (GO): transmembrane transporter activity
Source: RefSeq, a predicted model, not a curated record
AUGUCUGAGAAGUCGACACAAUCGGAUCUGGAGAAUGGCGUUGAUACCCAACCACAGUACGACACCUCCCAAUCUGUGUCUUGGUUCCGCCUGGUACGCGAUCAGGCUCUGAUCACUCCCGCCGUUCUGAACUGGCCAUAUGCAGGUUCCGGCACCGAAGAAGAUCCUUAUGUCGUCGUUUGGAUAGACAACGAUCCUCGCAAUCCGAUGACAUGGGCAGAUUGGAACAAGUGGUGCCUCGUCGCUCUGGUUUCGAUCGCCACUCUGGCCGUAGCGUUCGUGUCGAGUGCCUAUACUGGAGGUCUCAGCGAGGUCAUCGCGCGAUUCCACACGAGCGAGUUGAUUGUGACUCUGGGCGUGUCGCUUUUCGUCCUCGGUUUCGCAAUUGGCCCUUUGAUGUGGGCGCCCAUGUCCGAAAUCUUUGGCCGACAAGUACUGUUCAUUGGAACGUAUGCUGCUCUCACGGCUUUCAACGCCGGAGCUGCAGGAGCGCAGAAUAUCACGACGCUUCUGCUCAUGCGAUUCUUUGCGGGUUCUUUCGGUUCGUCGCCGUUGACUAAUGCCGGUGGUAUCAUCGCAGACAUGUUCGACGCCGACCAGCGUGGUUUGGCCAUGACCUUUUUUGCUUCAGCACCUUUUCUGGGCCCCGUGAUUGGUCCCAUCGUCGGCGGUUUUGCCGGAGAGACUAUUGGCUGGCGUUGGGUAGAAGGCAUCAUGGCAAUCUUUACCGGCGUUCUUUGGGUUGCCGGGUCUCUACUCAUCCCUGAGACAUAUGCUCCGGUCCUCCUCCGCAAGCGAGCACGCGCUCUUGAGAAGGCCAACCCAGGAAAAGUGUACAAAUCUAGAGCCGAGAUCACAUCUGGGCCGACUCAAUUUUCGAAAGUCUUCAGCACCGCACUCAUCCGACCUUGGAAACUGUUGUUCGGGGAGCCGAUCGUUCUCCUUCUCAGCAUUUACAUGGCAAUCAUCUACGGAACACUUUACUUGCUCUUCGCCGCGUUUCCCAUCGUCUACCAACAGAAGCGCGGAUGGUCUCCAGGCAUUGGUGGUCUUGCGUUCUUAGGUGUCGCGGUAGGCAUGCUGAUGGCCAUCGUCUACUGCCUAUGGGACAACAAACGAUACAAGCGAGUCGCAGCUUCGUGCGGCGGGUUUGCUCCCCCUGAAGCCCGUCUGCCCAUGUCUAUGGUAGGAGCUUGCGCACUCCCAAUCGGUCUCUUCUGGUUCGCAUGGACCAACAGCCCCAGUAUCCACUGGAUGGCUUCAAUAGCCGCAGGCGCGCCCUUUGGCUUCGGCAUGAUUCUGGUCUUCCUCGGUGUGAUGAACUAUCUCAUCGACGCCUAUACCAUCUAUGCGGCCAGCGCUCUUGCUGCGAAUUCAGUGUUGAGAAGCCUGUUCGGUAUGGCGUUUCCGCUGUUCACCUCUUACAUGUAUGCCAAUCUGGGCAUCCAUUGGGCCAGCACUAUCCCGGCCUUUCUUUCGCUCAUGUGUGUACCUAUGCCGUUCUUAUUCUAUAAGUUUGGCCCCAAGAUUCGCGAAAAGUGUAAGUUCGCUGCCGAGUCGGCUGCAUUCAUACAAAAAAUGAGAGGUGGUUAG